Molecule: messenger RNA, 1839 nt
Organism: Diachasma alloeum
Lineage: Eukaryota; Metazoa; Arthropoda; Insecta; Hymenoptera; Braconidae
Product: putative fatty acyl-CoA reductase CG5065
Exons: 7
Coding region: 91-1647 (518 amino acids)
Biological process (GO): long-chain fatty-acyl-CoA metabolic process
Cellular component (GO): peroxisome
Molecular function (GO): alcohol-forming very long-chain fatty acyl-CoA reductase (NADP+) activity
Source: RefSeq, a predicted model, not a curated record
CGCGGAGAGGACCGAGAGGAUAGUGAAUAGAAGCUUUUCAUCUCUUACACCUGGGGUACGCCGAGUUCACAGGAAACUUUUUUAGAUCGUAUGAGGAUGGGAACUCCAAACUCACCAACGGAAGAGGAUCGCAGUGGACAUGAGGAGAUUAAUCCCGGUGGAACCUCUGUCGAGGCUUUUUUCGCAGCAUCUGUUGUCUUCAUCACCGGUGUCACCGGUUUCCUCGGUAAAGCGUUGCUGGAGAAACUCCUCAGGGCAUGUCCCGAAAUUUGCACGAUUUACGUACUGAUCAGACCGAAGAAGAAUUGGGGUGUUCAGGAGAGGUUUGAAAGUCUUUUUGAUAAUCCUGUAUUCGACCGAAUAAAAUCGGAAUGCCCCUCUGCAGUAAACAAAGUGAUCGCCGUCAGCGGCGACGUAAGCCUCCCUAAUUUGGGUUUAAGCGAAAAGGAUUGUCUGAUGUUGACGCAACGAGUGAACGUAGUGUUCCACAGUGCAGCCACUGUGCGAUUUGAUGAGCCCCUCAAAGUCGCUGUCGAUUUAAAUGCCAAAGGAACCGAGAGGAUGAUUGACUUCUGCGCUGGCAUGAUGAAUCUCGUUAGCUUUGUUCAUGUCAGCACAGCCUACAGUAAUCUCGACCGUACUGAGGUUAAAGAGAUUAUUUACAGGGCAAACGUUAAAUCAGGAGUUAUAAUCGACAUGUGUGAUAAUCUGGACGACGAAACCCUGAGAAUUCUCGAGGAGAAAUUGCGUGGAAAGCACCCAAAUACGUACACAUUAACAAAGAGAUUGGCUGAGAAUAUAAUAAUGACGAAGGGCAACGGUUUGCCACUGGCAAUAGUUCGUCCGAGUAUCGUCUGCGCAGCGUAUCAAGAGCCCUUCCCCGGCUGGAUUGACAAUGUCAGCGGGAUCACCGGAAUAAUGACAGAAAUUUCCCGGGGAACAAUCAGGAGUGUAAUUUGCAAUCAGAAGCUUGUUGCCGAUAUUAUUCCACUGGAUUACGUUGUUGACACCCUGAUUUGCGUUGCCUGGUACAGGUCAAUGCAUCCUAGCAAUACUAUUCAGGUGUACAAUUGCGUCAGCUCGAUUGCUAAUCCAUUAAUUUGGCGAACAAUGGGUGAACUGGUUAACAAAUAUGUGUUAGAGUUCCCGUCCAAACACGUAUUAUGGUAUCCAGGAUUCUCAUUUAGGACGAAUAAAUUUAUGCAUUCGCUCAUUGCAGCAAGUUUUCAUCGUCUCCCGGCAUACAUCGCUGAUCUCAUUUUAAAAAUCCGAGGUGCCAAGCCAAUAAUGGUGAAAAUUGCAAAGCGCUUGGAACGUGCUGCACAAACUGGUGAAUUUUUUUCAUUCAACGAGUGGCAAUUCAGGGGUGAAAAUAUGCAGCAAUUGAUCAGGACCCUCAAAACGAGCGAUUCCUGUAGCAAAUUCAACGUCGACAUUGCCACACUCGAUUGGGACACAUAUUUCCGCGCGUAUAUACUUGGCAUUCGUGAAUACAUCUUGAAGGAUUGUCCAGAUACUCUGACGAAUGCUCGAAACCGGCUCUCCAAACUCUAUUGGAUUCACAAGUUAAGUCAAGUCCUCGUGAGCUUCGUUCUGAUAAAAAUGAUCCUCCGAGUGGGUCAGGUGAUGUUUACCUUUGAUACAUAGCAGAACGAAUCGGGGAAUUCAUUGUCCAUCCGUCGUCACACAUUUAUGAAUGAAAUCACUGCAGUGUUAUAGUUUGAACUCGCGGAGUUGCAAUUAAAUCAAUUGCAACCGAUAAAAAAGUUUUGUAAAAAAAAGGGGGAGGAUUUUUAAGACAAGAAGAGCGUGAAAUAAAAUUUGGCUCGAUGAUGAUAA